Molecule: messenger RNA, 2821 nt
Organism: Manihot esculenta (cassava)
Lineage: Eukaryota; Viridiplantae; Streptophyta; Magnoliopsida; Malpighiales; Euphorbiaceae
Product: zinc finger CCCH domain-containing protein 24
Exons: 13
Coding region: 40-2646 (868 amino acids)
Biological process (GO): RNA processing
Molecular function (GO): metal ion binding; RNA binding; RNA methyltransferase activity
Source: RefSeq, a predicted model, not a curated record
GUAAGUGCGUGCAGGUAGUGGAGGAUCGUCGUUAAGGACAUGGCGUCAUCUUCAAAUAACGAACUGUCUCCUGCUGAAACCCUAAACACUUCUUCCACUGUAAACUCCCAAUCAAUGAGCCCCCACGAUUCCCCGUCUCAAACCCAUGAACAAGAACAACUUCAACUCUCCAAUCCUCAAUCAAUGGCCGCCAAUGAAAACAACGGUGGUAACCUCGGCGAAAAGCGAAAGCGGGAUGAGACGGCACAACCAGAAACAGAAGAAAAAGUUGACCCUUCACUUAAUCCCUAUUAUAAAACCUCCCUUUGUUCGUAUUUCAGGCGUAACUCUGGUUCCUGCAGCCACGGUAGUGAGUGCAGGUAUGCACAUGGCGAGGCGGAGCUCCGUCCGCGGCCUGAUAACACUUGGGACCCGACCUCCGAGCGGGCGAAGAAAGCUUUGAAAUUGGAGGAUAAUGGUGAUAAAUGUGAAGAGGGGAAAGAGGAGGAGGUUAUGAUGACCGAAAUGCUUGUUGAUGAUAGUGAAGGUGGUGAAGGGGGCUGUUUGGAUCCUGAGCUUAGCAAGUGCUUGGUGCAUCUACCCAGGAAGUGGAAUUCGGAUAACUUGAGGAAUUUUCUCAGUGAGCAAGGUGUUCUCUUCAAAUUGGCAAAGAAAAAGAAAGGCAUGACUGUAGGUUUUGUGACUUUUGACAGAGCUGACUUAUUGAAAAGAGCAAGCGAGGAGCUUGAAGGAAGAUCUGUUGGCAACAAGAAAAUAAAGGUUGCUGAUGUGAUCCCUAGAUCAUAUGACAAGAAAAUAAAAUCAGCCAUGUCUCUUCCCCAAAAUGCUCCACAAAAAAUGGAGUCUUCAUUGGAUGGAGAAAAUGAAGGGAUCUCUAAAUCAUUACAUAUUACUGAGGAUGGUGAUAUAAAUGAUGAUAGUUCAAUGUUAGAUGGUUCAACUUCCAAGGCAAAAAGUGCCCGUGAUGUAGUGACUCCCCUUGCUCAUAUGCCUUAUGAAGACCAGUUGGAGCACAAGAAGAACUCUAUUAUGCAAAUGCUAAAGAAACUUACUAGAAAUGCACGUAAAGCAUGUCCAAAUGGUGUUUCUUUGCCAGAAUGGAUUCUCAAGUCUAGGGAAAUAGGUGGUCUUGCAUGCAACCUUGAGGGUAUACUGGAAUCACCACUUGUGAAUGGUUACCGUAAUAAAUGUGAGUUUUCAGUUGGAUAUUCUCUUCAGGGAAAACCUAUUGUUGGGUUUAUGCUGGGAAACUUUAGAGAUGGUGUGACAGCUGUAGAAGAACCUGUUGACUGUCCAAAUGUAUCUAGUAUUGCUUGCAAGUACGCCUCAAUUUUUCAGGAAUUUCUGCAACAAUCAGGCUUGCCAAUUUGGAACAGAUUUAAGAAUACUGGAUUCUGGCGUCAAUUAACAGUCCGAGAAGGAAGGUUAUCGAAGAAAGACGCUGAUGUCAAAAAUCCUGAUGGCAACAUAUCAGAGGUCAUGCUUAUUGUUCAGGUUUGCUCAGCUGGCUUUGACAAUGAAGUAAUAAAUGGUGAACUUGGGAAGUUGGCUGAUGCAUUCACUACUGGAGCUGCUGCAAAUUCUCCAACUUUACCUUUAACAGUUUUGGUUCUUCAGGAUCACCAAGGAAUAUCAAACGUUGCACCAGCUGAUGCUCCAUUGCGUAUUUUACCCCUUCCAAAUGGUGAAAGUAGCUCUGAACUGGAGGCAGGCAAGAAAAUUGUUGAAGCAAGAAUUCAUGAUCAUAUAAGCUAUCUUUCUUUCUCCAUAUCACCAACAGCCUUUUUCCAGGUUAACACACUUGCUGCAGAGAAACUAUAUUCACUUGCUGGAGAUUGGGCUGGUCUGGGUCCUGACACCUUGCUUUUUGAUAUAUGCUGUGGGACUGGAACUAUUGGGCUCACUUUAGCACAUCGUGUUGGAAUGGUUAUUGGAAUUGAAAUGAAUGCUUCCGCAGUUUCAGACGCACACCGGAAUGCUGAAAUUAAUGGCAUUAAAAACUGUAGAUUUGUAUGUGGAAAGGCAGAGAAUGUGAUGGCAUCCUUAAUGAAGGAGUACGUAAAUGAGUCUCAGAAACAAGAUGAACAACCAAAUUCUUGUGAAACUAAUGACAAUGACAUUACUACAGACAAAGAUAAAGAUGCUUCCAUGGAUAACGUGCUAGACAAUAAUGAGAACGCUAGCCAUGAGCUUGACAGCAGGAAAGAUGCUUCUGGGUGUUGUGAAGAUGGUGAAAAGGAAGACCAAUGCCAACCUCAGAAGAGUUCUUCCUCAGAAAAUGGGAGGUCAUCCGUCCCACAGUUUAAAAAUAUUGUUGCCAUUGUUGAUCCUCCCCGUGGUGGGCUUCAUCCCACUGUGAUCAAAGUUUUGAGGACUCAUUCACAUCUACGCCGACUUGUUUAUAUUUCCUGUAAUCCUGAAACCUUAGUAGCAAAUGCUAUUGAGCUGUGCACACCAUCACCUGACAAAAUAGAGAAAGGGAAUAAGAAAAACCGGGGAUGGAGGAACAUGAGUAGUGCUGGUUUGGCACGCCACAGGGCCAAGUCGAUGCCGAUUUCUGAGCCUUUUCGACCUGUAAAAGCUAUGGCCGUUGACCUCUUCCCACAUACUGCACACUGUGAAAUGGUAAUGCUCUUAGAGAGAUAAAUAUGCCAUUCAAACGCGUCGUCUUAUUUAUUCAACAGCAAACAAUUGGCGAAAAUUCAGUAGAGUUGCAUUUAAAUUUUGAUAGAUAGCUUCAAUCUGUUUCAUUUCUUGUCUAGCACAUUCACAAAUGAUUAUUGUUGUCAAUUUCAAUUAGCAUAAUAGACUUUUGUGAUCA